Messenger RNA from Malurus melanocephalus (red-backed fairy wren), 2511 nucleotides. RefSeq names its product sideroflexin 2 (gene SFXN2). NCBI's taxonomy places the organism in Eukaryota, Metazoa, Chordata, Aves, Passeriformes, Maluridae. The record is from RefSeq and is a predicted model, not a curated record. Gene Ontology annotation, molecular function: monoatomic ion transmembrane transporter activity. Gene Ontology annotation, biological process: serine import into mitochondrion; monoatomic ion transport. Gene Ontology annotation, cellular component: mitochondrial inner membrane. Bases 217 to 1185 code for a protein of 322 amino acids. The transcript is spliced from 12 exons.
GCAGGGGUGUGCCGACCCGUGCCGGAGGUGUGCCAGGGCUCUGCCAUGCCGGGCCGAGCCUGGGGUGUGCCAGUGCUGUGCCGUGCCGGGCCGUGCUGAGCUGAGCCUGGGGUGUGCCGAGCCGUGCUGUGCCUCCCAGAGAAGAGCAAGGAAACUGAUGAAUGGUCUGGCGUUCAAGUCUUAUGAAGAGUGGCUGAGGGAGCUACACACACCAAAAUGGCCACAGUUCCACUUGGCUUCAACAUCGACUCUCCACGCUGGGACCAGAGCACCUUUGUGGGGCGCCUGAAGCAUUUCCUCAACAUCACUGACCCUCGGACUGUGCUGGUGCCGGAGAAGGAGCUGGACCAGGCCAAGGCCCUGGUGGAGGGCUGCAGGGCCGGUCUGGUGCCGCCAGGAAGCAGCCAGGAGCAGYUGCUCUAUGCCAAGAAGCUGUACGACUCAGCCUUCCACCCUGACAGUGGCGAGAAGAUGAACUUCGUUGGGCGGAUGUCCUUCCAGGUGCCGGGGGGCAUGGCCAUCACUGGCUGCAUGCUCCAGUUCUAUCGGACAGUGCCUGCUGUGGUUUUCUGGCAGUGGGUGAACCAGUCAUUCAAUGCCUUUGUCAACUACACCAACCGCAACGCUGCCUCCCCCAUCUCUCUGAGGCAAAUAGGGGUGGCUUAUGUCACAGCCACCGGUGCAGCCCUGGCCACCGCAGUGGGACUCAACCUCUACACCAAGCGAGCCCCCCCCUUGCUGGCCCGCUGGGUCCCCUUUGCAGCUGUGGCUGCUGCCAACUGUGUCAAUAUCCCCAUGAUGCGACAACAGGAGAUCAUCAACGGGAUCACAGUGACAGAUGGGGACAACAAUGAGCUCGGCCGCUCCAGGAGGGCGGCAGUGAAGGGCAUCUCGCAGGUUGUGCUCUCCAGGAUCACCAUGGCAGCACCGGGCAUGAUUAUUUUGCCCAUCAUCAUGGAGCGGCUGGAGAAAUUCACCUUCAUGCAGCGGAUCCGGGUUCUCCAUGGGCCGCUGCAGGUGCUGCUCUGCGGGGGCUUCCUCCUGUUCAUGGUGCCAGCAGCCUGYGCCCUCUUCCCACAGCGAUGCUCCCUUGCACUGGCUGACCUUGAGCCRGAGCUGCGUGACAGCAUCGUGGCCAAGCACGGGGACAAAGUGCCCUACGUCUAUUUUAACAAAGGACUGUGAAUGGAGACUACCUCAGGAGUCAUCGCACCCCUCUGGCCUCCUGCUACCACCAAUCCCCUGAGCAGGGUCAGAGGCACAGUCCGGCACAGUCCAGCCCAGAUCUGCACCCCCACCCUGCACCUUCUCUGCUGCCUUCUUCCACUGUAGAAGCAGGAUCUGACUCUGCRUGUCCAGCUUGCAGCACUUUGGCUUGUCCUGAGCCACCCCCACCUGCUGCUGGCCAUGUCCCUGCCUUCCCAUGUCCCUCUUGCCCUGAGGGAUCCCUGUGCUUCCUGUGCCUUCCUCUGGCCCUGCACAGGAGGAUCUGUCCAGCCUGUCUGGGCCUCACUGGGUUUGGCCCCACAAGCUAUGAGGCUCAAAGCACAAUUCUACCUCCAAAAGCAGGUGUCCUGCCAUUGUACCAGCAAGCAAAUCACAUUCCUGCCUUUAACUACCACAGUAGCCUCUUUCCAAGAGCUGGAUCAUGUCUUGGUGGGURUGAAGGGACCUGCUCUCUCUGCACCAUGAGAGUGACCAUCCCAAAGUCCAGAGGCCAAUGCUUGGACUAUGCCUUCCUUGCUCUCAGGUUCAGGUUUUAUUCACUCUGUGAUUGUCACAGUCCAGGAGAGAAAUAGCUAAUUGUUUUUAAGCUCUAACUUUUUUCAUUCCUCUGAGGACAAGAGCCAGCUGUCACCCUUGUCCUACAUCUCUGGUCCCCACAGCAGAAUCAUGAAACUGAAUCUUUAGGGAUAAUUGUCUCUGUGCCCCCUUUGACAUGGGGAAGAAGACACAGGAAUCAGAGAAUUGUUAGGGUUGGAAUGACCUCUGGAGGUCAUCUAUUCCAGUCACACUGCCGAGGCAGGGUCACCUGGAGCAGGUUACACAGGAAUGUAUCCAGGUGAGUUUUGAGUAUCUCCAGAGAGGGAGACUCCAUKACUUCCMUGGACAGUCUGUUCCUGUGCUCUGCCACAYUCAAUGUAAAGAAUUUCUUCCUCAUGUUGAGGUGGAACUUCUUGUGUUUUACUUUAUGGCYAUUGCUUCUUGUCCUGUUGCUGGGCACCACUGAAAAGAGCCUGGACCAUACACUUGGCACCUGCCUUUGAGACAUUUAUAUGCAUUGAUGAGAUCCCCUYUCAGUCUUCUCUUCUCCAGGCUGAACAGGCCCGGCUCCCACAGUCUCCUCAUAAAAGAUAUUCCAAAUCUCUCAUCAUGUUGUGGCCCUCCACUGAACCCAUUUCAGUAGCUCCUCUCUUUCUUGUCACAGAGCUGUCAGGCAUCAACUCAGGCUCUGAAUAGCAACACUGCAAAUGACAGGAAGGUUGAAAAAUAAAUGCGGUGAUUUUUAMA